Aphanomyces invadans is the source of this 1834-nucleotide messenger RNA. RefSeq lists its product as hypothetical. The coding region runs from base 47 to 1267 and encodes 406 amino acids. The transcript has a single exon. The record is from RefSeq and is a predicted model, not a curated record. Lineage: Eukaryota; Oomycota; Saprolegniomycetes; Saprolegniales; Verrucalvaceae.
CUAAUAUAGAACAGAGGUAGUAGUUGUCGAACAUUACGAGAGAAUCAUGCCACCGACGGCGGCGACCAGCAAUGGUCGCGCCCCCGCUGGUUCCGCAACGACCCACACGAGCAUGAUUGGGAUGUUUGCGAUCGUCGCCACUGUCUUCAUUGGGGCAGUUCAAGUCCUACUUCACUGGCUUGUCUGCAAGUUGGCUCGACGGCCCCACUACGUCCAGCUGACGCACAAGUUGACUCAAGACGUCGCGGCCGUUGGCCUGGUGUAUCUCUUGGUGAAGCUCGUGGUGGCGGUAAAUACUGAGCCUUCAACUCAGUAUAUUCUUCGCGACGCGUUCGAUAUGGCCGACCUUCUGUUGUUCGUUGCAUCCGUGUCGAUCCUGACUCAAGCAGUUGUUGUUAUCCUUGUCCUCCACACAACGACCACAGAAAUGGAUGGUCUUGGCAUUCUCUGGUCCUUUGAAGUUGUGGAUGAGAUUCAAGCGGCGAAAAGUCGUCGAUCGUGGUGUUUCAUGCGCAGCUGGUAUGCUGCUCGCGUCAAGCUCAAGCUCGUGGGAGCGUACUUUCGUCACGUGUACGAGCUGCCGCCUUUGUUUGGAUAUUCCAAGUAUGUCCGUAUCGUCCAAGAGCACAUGACGUCGCAGCUCUUUGACGUGGGCGCUGGUGCGUCGGUCGUGCUAUUGGUGUACUUCCACGCCUUCUUCGCGGUCACGGGAGAGCUCGACGGACCAUUUGCUCUUGCGUCGAGCCGCGGCAUUGACAUGCGAUUCUUUCAGCGGUGGAAUGUCUUUUUGUGCUUUUCAUAUCUCAUCUUGAUGUGCGCCGUGGCGUUGUACGCCUUGCUCGCAUGGUCGUACGGACGGCUGGUCCACCACGCAAAGCUCCAUGCAUUGACUCCAUCGUCUUCGUGCCCACCAAGUGCAAACACGACGAUCUGGGAUGCCAUUGCCAGUUUGGCCACGAAAGAAUGCACGAUGGCGCAGAUGGGACCCGCAGAAGCUCUCGCUAGGAUGCAGCAUGCUGGGGAGCGUUUGGAAGACCAUAUUCGCAGUUCCGCUCGAUGGCGGCUGUGGUCAUGGCCAAAAUCUACGACUACUCGAUGUGCCACUGCGUUCCAAACUGAAAUCGAUCACGUGGUCUUGCCAAUCCCUCAUUACCGAGUCUGUAGCGCCAUAUUGCACGUUCUGCUGCAUCUCAAUGGUCCUUUUUUUUUGCGUCAGCAGUGCUCCCUACACUCGUGCCUAGUACAACCUGCGAAGUCUUCGUCAUGACGUUGGCUGCACUCGCCCCACUGAUGAUCGUGUCAGUCAUGCUGGCACCACAACUCAUUCGCACCCUCGCGCUGGUGCAUGCGACGUGGCGCGUGGACAGCACCAUGCUGUCGCGCGUGAUUGCUGACGUCGUUCAUGUCGAGCAAGUAAAAUCAGCCAUCGUAGCAGACGUAGCUGCUCAUUGUCAACUCCAUCGCCAGUCGCCGCACGACAUGCGAUUGGCGCUGGUUCCACCGUGCCACACAAAUCACUCGGACGGGGCAAACGGCGGCGACCACAACGAUCAAUGCUACGUCGAGAUCGACGCGUUUCGCCGUGUCCUCAACCAGUUUGGACAUCGCAUGCCGUGGUACAACAUGGAUCCCUUCAUUCGGGCGAUGGACAUCCGCACACGAGGCACCUCGGUGUGUCUUGCUGACGUCCUGGCGAUCUUUGAUACUCAAUGGCAUCCCACGGCGAUCAAGGUCGACGCCGUCGAGCCUACGACCACGAACAAAAGGUUGACGGCAGCCGCCAGCACCAUCUACUAGAAAGUGAACACAACUACACGACGCGUUACAUCUUUCA